Molecule: messenger RNA, 3354 nt
Organism: Nomascus leucogenys (northern white-cheeked gibbon)
Lineage: Eukaryota; Metazoa; Chordata; Mammalia; Primates; Hylobatidae
Gene: POFUT1
Product: protein O-fucosyltransferase 1
Biological process (GO): protein O-linked glycosylation via fucose; Notch signaling pathway; regulation of Notch signaling pathway
Cellular component (GO): endoplasmic reticulum
Molecular function (GO): peptide-O-fucosyltransferase activity
Source: RefSeq, a predicted model, not a curated record
GGCCGGGGCGGUGCGCGGGCGACGCGCAGGGACCGCUGGGAGCGGGGCGGGCGCUCGCGUCCCUCCUUCCCUCCCCGACUGUGCGUCGCGGCUGCCUCGGGUUCCCGGGCCGACAUGGGCGCCGCCGCGUGGGCACCGCCGCUGCGCAUGUCUUUCCUGCUGCUGCUUCUGCCGCUCCCGGGGAUGCCCGCGGGCUCCUGGGACCCGGCCGGUUACCUGCUCUACUGUCCCUGCAUGGGGCGCUUUGGGAACCAAGCCGAUCACUUCUUGGGCUCUCUGGCAUUUGCAAAGCUGCUAAACCGUACCUUGGGUGUCCCUCCUUGGAUUGAGUACCAGCAUCACAAGCCUCCCUUCACCAACCUCCAUGUGUCCUACCAGAAGUACUUCAAGCUGGAGCCCCUCCAGGCUUACCAUCGGGUCAUCAGCUUGGAGGAUUUCAUGGAGAAGCUGGCACCCACCCACUGGCCCCCUGAGAAGCGGGUGGCAUACUGCUUUGAGGUGGCAGCCCAGCGAAGCCCAGAUAAGAAGACGUGCCCCAUGAAGGAAGGAAACCCCUUUGGCCCAUUCUGGGAUCAGUUUCAUGUGAGUUUCAACAAGUCGGAGCUUUUUACAGGCAUUUCCUUCAGUGCUUCCUACAGAGAACAAUGGAGCCAGAGAUUCUCUCCAAAGGAACAUCCGGUGCUUGCCCUGCCAGGAGCCCCGGCCCAGUUCCCCGUCCUGGAGGAACACAGGCCACUACAGAAGUACAUAGUAUGGUCAGACGAAAUGGUGAAGACGGGAGAGGCCCAGAUUCACGCCCACCUCGUCCGGCCCUAUGUGGGCAUUCAUCUGCGCAUUGGCUCUGACUGGAAGAACGCCUGUGCCAUGCUGAAGGACGGGACUGCAGGCUCACACUUCAUGGCCUCUCCGCAGUGUGUGGGCUAUAGCCGCAGCACAGCGGCCCCCCUCACGAUGACUAUGUGCCUGCCUGACCUGAAGGAGAUCCAGAGGGCUGUGAAGCUCUGGGUGAGGUCGCUGGAUGCCCAGUCGGUCUACGUUGCUACUGAUUCCGAGAGUUAUGUGCCUGAGCUCCAACAGCUCUUCAAAGGGAAGGUGAAGGUGGUGAGCCUGAAGCCUGAGGUGGCCCAGGUCGACCUGUACAUCCUCGGCCAAGCCGACCACUUUAUUGGCAACUGUGUCUCCUCCUUCACUGCCUUUGUGAAGCGGGAGCGGGACCUCCAGGGGAGGCCGUCUUCUUUCUUCGGCAUGGACAGGCCCCCUAAGCUGCGGGACGAGUUCUGAUUCUGGCCAGAGCACCAGACCCUCUGAUCCUGGAGGGACCAGAGUCUGAGCUGGUCCUUCCAGCCAGGCCUGGCAGCCAGAGGUGCUCCGGGAUUGCAAACUCCUCUUCUCACCUGCCAAAGAUGGAGAAGGGUGCCAGGGACCCCUGGAGGAGGGAGACGUUCCAUAUCCCAGGGCAUAGGACUUCCAGGUUCCUAGGAGCAGGAGCAUCUGCCAUCGCACGUGCUUUCUGCUCUUCUGGGAAUUUCUCACAGCGGCAAAGCAGUCCAGCCUCCGUCUUCUGGUCAGCUCUGCUCUGAGCAGCCUGGAAUGCUGAACUCUUCAGAGAGAUUUUUUUAUAGAGAGAUUUCUAUAAUUUUGAUACAAGGUCAUGACUAUCCUAGAACUCUCUGGUUUUUGAAAAUCAGUAAAUUCUAUUAAUGUAGGUACCUAAAGUGACCUUAACUGAAUGUGGAUGAGGCUGGGGCUGGUGUGGGUCUUUUGGCUGGUUUUCAAGGUGUCCCCCAAUGUGGCCCUCAAGAGCCAUCCCCACUGCCUGGCCAGAGCCAUUGUUGUCCCCCACUUCCUAGGCCAUUUCUCGGGCUUGGGGGUUGAAUACUGUCCUGUGUUGUAAACACUAUGCAAAUGGAUGUUAUCGGUUGUGGUACUGUGCAGCGCUCUGUGGGCGACUAAGCGCCACUCACAUAGCAUGUUCCUGGCAAGGAACACAUACCAUCAAGCCACACUAUCACGGUAUUGUUCUCACAGUCUUUUGGUGGUUGGUGGCCACUGCAAACCUGGCACCAUCAGAUCUCUUUUGAUCUCUUGCCCCAGUGGGGCCUGGUUGGUAGAAUGUUGGCAUUAGGUUGAUAUCCAAAGCCUGUUCUCCCAGCCGUCCUCCUGCAGCUGGAGCCUUCAGGCCGUAUUCUCACGAAGGAACGUUUGCCAAGGUUCUGACCACAUAGAAGAUGCCCAGGGCCCAGAAGCCAUCAGAAUUAUCAGUGGAGAAGCACCUUUUGACUCUUCCCUUCCAAUGUAAUCUCUGCCAACACCAUGAGGCUUAAGGUGCUCUAAGUCAUGAGUGUUUUGGUCUCAGAUGCUGCAGUUUUAAUAAUCUAUGACUCCUGAGAGCCCAUGGUUUUUUGACCUUGUGGUUCUAAAAUUCCAUGUCUGACCCCUGUAGAUCUUUUCCUUGCCAUGUCACCUCCCUUGGCCUUUGAUCCUGGAAAGGUGGCAGAGCCUCCACUGAGCCAGGCCCAGAGCUCCUUGCAGUGCCUUUUCCCUUGUUUACCUGUGGGAGGAAACACUUUUUUUGUCAGGGGCAGCCUGGGUCAGAGCUCAGAGGUCACACUGUAUCAAAGAUCUCAAACAGCAAAGUCAGCAUUUGCUGUAUAGAGCUGCCACCCAACUCUAAGCAGGAGAAACUGUACAGAAAGGGCUUUGCUAUUUUUCCCUUUUGGGAAAACAAUGAAGUGUUUUAAGUCCUGGGUGGACUGAGAGGUGGUUUGCCUGUCCAGACUUGCUCUCAAGCCUCAUCCAGAGAAGGAGCUGCAGAUGAGGGAUCCCGUACACUCCCUGCCGCCACUAGGUUGUAAGCCUGUGGCUGGCUGGCUGAUUUCAUUUUGGAAUUCAUUUGCUAUCCACAGCCUUACACUAGGCAUACACUUUAGAGUCUGGGGCUCCAGUGGGGCCAUCCUAGUUUUUUUUUCUCCCAAGACAGGGCCUUGCUCUGUCUCCCAGGCUGGAGUGCAGUGGCAUGAUCAUGGCUUACUGCAGCCUUGAUCUCCCAGGCUCAAGUGGUCCUUCCGCUUCAGCCUGUCUGGUAGCUGAGACUGCGUGCCCAGCUCCAAAUCACCUUGAUUCAUAUCAGCAGUAAUAAUGACUUGUGUUCUGAAAGAAAGGGCACCAGAAGUUCUAUCAAAAUUCAGUUGUGUUCUGUGAGCUAGCACUUUUUCCUCUGACCCAAUUUUCUUACCUAUAAAAUGGUGAUAAAAACCAACAGGUUGUUCAAAGGCCCAGAUCAGCUAAAGCAUGUAUAUAAGAGCACGUUGUAAACUUGAAAGAGACAAAGGCACAAAUGUGGCUGUUGAUUAA